Rattus norvegicus (Norway rat) is the source of this 1929-nucleotide messenger RNA. It is a transcript of the gene Hdhd5, whose product is annotated as haloacid dehalogenase like hydrolase domain containing 5. Gene Ontology annotation, cellular component: mitochondrion. NCBI's taxonomy places the organism in Eukaryota, Metazoa, Chordata, Mammalia, Rodentia, Muridae. The record is from RefSeq and is a predicted model, not a curated record.
GCGAGACCCGCAGUCUACGCGUGCGCGCGACGAGCGCGAUGGCUGCGCUCGCCCGGCUGGGGGUUCUCGGCCCCGGGCGCUGUCUGUGGAAGCUGCCUGUGCGCCUGUCCGCGGAGUUCCAGGGCUACGGACCCCGGAGGGGCUACGUCGCGGACCGCGCUGAGCGUUCUCCCACCUUUGGCUUACUGUUCGACAUUGAUGGAGUGCUGGUCCGAGGCCACAGGGUGAUCCCAGCUGCUCUGGAAGCAUUCAGCAAGCUGGUAAACUCCCAGGGGCAGCUGCAGGUACCUGUGGUUUUUGUCACAAAUGCUGGGAACAUCUUACAGCGUGACAAAGCCCAGGAGCUGUCAGCCCUGCUGGAGUGCAAGGUGGAUCCAGACCAAGUCAUUCUUUCUCACAGCCCCAUGAAACUCUUCUUGCAGUACCACAACAAGCGGAUGCUAGUGUCUGGGCAGGGACCCCUGGUGGAAAAUGCCAGAGCACUAGGCUUCCAGAAUGUGGUGACAGUAGAUGAUCUGCGAAUAGCCUUCCCAGAGCUGGACAUGGUGGACCUUCAGCGGCGGCCGAAGACCAUGGUAAUAAGGACGCGCCCGAGGAGUGACUUCCCUGCCAUUGAAGGGGUCCUCCUUCUUGGGGAGCCAGUCCGCUGGGAGACAAACCUGCAGCUGAUUACAGAUGUCCUUCUUAGCAAUGGACACCCUGGAGCUGGCCUGGCGACAGCUCCGUAUCCCCACCUUCCUGUUCUGGCCAGCAACAUGGAUCUCCUGUGGAUGGCCGAGGCCAGCAUGCCCAGGUUUGGUCAUGGCACUUUCCUGCUCUGCCUGGAAACCAUCUACCGGAAAAUUACAGGCCAUGAGCUGAAGUACGAGGGCCUGAUGGGCAAGCCCAGCAUCCUCACUUACCGGUAUGCAGAGGAAGUCAUCAGGCAGCAGGCUGAGAGGCGGGGCUGGGCCGCCCCCAUCAGGAAGCUGUAUGCUAUAGGUGAUAACCCUAUGUCUGAUGUCUACGGGGCCAACCUGUUCCAUCAGUACCUGCAAAUGGCAAAUGGUGGAGAGAAGGAGCAACGGGCUGAUGGACAAGAGAAGCAGCGGCCUUCAGCAGCCCGGAGCUGUGCUUCCGUCCUGGUGUGCACUGGUAUAUACAGUUCUCAGGACCCAGGCUCCCAAGCACCUACUCCUGGAAGGGCAGAGCUCCCAUUCCACGGGCACCGAGACUUCAGCUUCAGUCCAGAGCUCCUAGAGGCCUCCCACAUCGUUCAUGAUGUAAAUGAAGCUGUGCAGCUGGUUUUCCACCAGGAGGGUUGGGCUUGAGCGUAAGGAGAUGUAGCAGAGGCGAAGGGGGCCGUUGGAACAUGCACCUCAGGGACUCCUGUGUGCCAGGCCGUCUGUGGUCUGGGCCACAGGCAUCAAGUCUGAGCCUGGUCUCUUGCCAUUACUUCCUGGGACAAAGAAGACCACAGCUUCAGUAACUACAGAAUGCCCUUUCAGAGGAGGGAUGGGUUUCUGGGCCCUUCCUGUGCGUCUCUUGCAGUCUGACCUCAUGCUGGUCCCUUUACCUCUGUGCCUCAGUGUCCUCUCAGGGAGGACCUUUUUACUUCCAGACAGGGACUCACUAUUGUAGCUCCGGCUGUCCUGGAACUCACUGUGUAGCCCAGGUUGUCCUGAAACUCAGAUCUGCCUGCCUCUGCCUCCCCGGUGCUGGGAUCAAAGGUGCACGCCAUCACACCUGCCUCGUAAGGACUUUUAAGACAGGGCACAGUGUAAGACUGUGUGGAAACUUUGGAGAGCCUGUGGUUGCACGGAUGGGAGCACUGCCAGGGAGGGGUGUGACUAACACUCUCACUAGUGUUUACUGUGUUUUAGAGUGUUGCCCAGAAGACUUUGGGACUUUUUUUUAAAAAAAUUAAAAACUAUCCUAAUAUUUGUUAAA